Cylicocyclus nassatus is the source of this 825-nucleotide messenger RNA. The record is from the annotation of a GenBank genome assembly. Lineage: Eukaryota; Metazoa; Nematoda; Chromadorea; Rhabditida; Strongylidae.
AUGACGCUAACCAUAGUUCUGGACGUGGAGGGUAUUCUCUUCAAAACCUCUCUGAGCACUUUGACUUCAGUCAAAGGCAGCUAUUUUGACCGCUUGUUUCACACGGACUGGAAGGAUCGGCUUGACAAACACGGACAUCUAUUCAUCGAUCGAGACUCCACCAUUUUUCCUCUUAUUCUGAAUUAUCUUCGCGAUGGUAGCAUACCUCUGCCAAGGGACGAGUACUAUUUGGAAAGAAUACUUAGAGAAGCCAAAUUUUUCAAUCUUCUUAAUCUUUGCCUCGAUGUCGAAAGGAGAAUUGAGCAAGUAAAUAACAAGAGGCAUGGAGGACCACCAAGAAUCAAUACACAUAGCGGAAACGUUAGUCCAUCAAUAAGCAUACGAUCAGAAACAACAUUUGAUGUAGAUAGAAAACUACCACGGUCACCGCGCGGAUCAUUGGAUGGCUCACUUCCGGAAGCACCAUUGGUCCCUACACGAAGAAGAGGUAAACAGAAAAAGCUUGACUCUAUAAGUUUACCCAGAAACUUUACUCAUGUGGCACAUGUGGGUUGGAACGGAAAUGGAGUAAUUUUCGAUGAGCGCCUUCUUGACAAUCAUAGUACGGUGCAGUCAAUCAUUGAUGCAGCGAAAAAGACAGAUAUUGGUCCUAUUUAUAACGUCGUCAGCAACGAUAAUGGAAACGAUAGAAGCCACGCUGUUGAAGUCAUGUUGGCCGGCUCUCUAAUGCAGACCAAGGAUCCACUCUACACGAAGCCGCAGAAGAAACCGGCCAGAUUGCCGCCAAAGCGACCUCAGCUACCUUCUACCAAUAGUCCUCGAUGA